Pneumocystis jirovecii RU7 is the source of this 2801-nucleotide messenger RNA. Its product is annotated as ATP-dependent chaperone ClpB. The record is from RefSeq and is a predicted model, not a curated record. Bases 1 to 2706 code for a protein of 901 amino acids. Gene Ontology annotation, molecular function: ATP binding; ATP hydrolysis activity. Gene Ontology annotation, cellular component: cytoplasm; cytosol. Lineage: Eukaryota; Fungi; Ascomycota; Pneumocystomycetes; Pneumocystales; Pneumocystaceae. Gene Ontology annotation, biological process: cellular response to heat. The transcript is spliced from 22 exons.
AUGAAUUAUCAAUUUACAGAUAAAACAGAGAAAACUAUCUCAGAUUCAUAUUCAUUAGCUCAGAGCCAUGGGCAUAGUCAGUUGACACCAAUACAUAUUGCUUUAACAUUGUUGAUGGAAGAAAAUCCGCAACUUUUGCGUGUUAUUAUUGAGAAAUCUGGCGGAGACGUUAGUAAAUUUGAAAGGGAUGUCCGUAGAUUAUUGGUACGGAUGCCAGUGCAGGAACCGGCGCCGGAAAAUGUGUCUUUGUCACCACAAUGUAUGAAGAUGUUACGAACGGCCCAUGAGCUUCAAAAGCGUCAACGUGAUGUAUAUAUGGCUCAGGAUCACUUGAUAUCUGCACUGUCAGAAGAUCCAGCGAUUAAAGCAAUAUUAAGUGAGAUGGGAAUAACAUCUCAGUUAUUAGAUCAAGCAAUUCAAAAAGUACGAGGGAAUCACCGUAUAGAAUCAAAAUCAGCAGAAUCUGGCUUUGAUUCUCUCUCUAAAUAUACUGUUGAUUUGACUGAGCAAGCAAGAAAUGGCACACUUGAUCCUGUAAUUGGACGUGAGGAUGAAAUACGUCGCACGAUUCGUGUACUGUCUAGACGGACUAAAAACAAUCCAGUUUUAAUAGGAGAACCUGGUGUAGGCAAAACUAGUGUUAUAGAGGGACUUGCUCAAAGAAUUGUAAAUUCUGAUGUUCCAUCUAACCUCUUAACAUGUAAAUUACUUAGCCUUGAUGUGGGAGCUUUGGUUGCAGGAAGUAAAUUUCGUGGAGAAUUUGAAGAAAGAAUUAAGUCUGUAUUAAAAGAAGUUGAAGAUUCUCAAGAAAUAAUUAUUUUAUUUGUAGAUGAAAUUCAUUUACUUAUGGGUGCCGGAAACACUGGAGAAGGAGGUAUGGAUGCAGCUAACCUUCUUAAGCCAAUGUUAGCAAGAGGUAAACUUCAUUGUAUUGGUGCUACAACAUUAGGAGAAUAUCGUAAAUAUAUAGAAAAAGAUGCUGCUUUUGAAAGAAGAUUUCAACAAAUAUUGGUCAAAGAACCUUCUUUGCCAGAAUGUAUUUCAAUUUUAAGAGGACUUAAAGAAAAGUAUGAGGUUCAUCAUGGUGUAACGAUUCUCGAUUCUAGUCUUGUUUCUGCUGCGACUCUUGCGUCUCGCUAUCUUACUGGGAGGAGAUUACCUGAUAGUGCAAUUGAUCUUAUUGACGAAGCAGCUGCCUCUGUGCGUGUUGCAAGAGACAGUGCGCCUGAAGAAUUAGACAAUCUUGAACGUCAAUUAAGACAGCUUCAAGUUGAGAUUCACGCCUUAGAAAGAGAGAAAGAUGAUUUAUCAAAAGAACGUUUAGCAAAAGCUCGCCUUGAAAUGGCAAAUGUAGAAGAAAAAUUAUUACCUUUAAGAGAAAGGUAUCAAAUAGAAAAACAAAGAGUUAAUGAUAUUCAAAAAGCAAAAAAGCGAUUAGAUGAGUUAAAAGCUAAAGCAUUGGACGCAGAAAGACGUAUGGAUUUACAAACAGCUGCUGAUUUAACAUAUUAUGCUAUUCCGGAUUUGCAGAAGAGGAUUGAAGAUUUGGAAGCUUUAAAGGCCAGGGCUGAUGCAGAAGUGAUUGAAAAAUCAAGUGAACCGAAAUUAUUACUUACUGAUGUUGUAACAACAGAUCAAAUAAAUGAGAUAGUAGCUAGAUGGACAGGAAUUCCUGUAACACGAUUAACUUUAAGUGAAAAAGAAAAGCUUUUAAGAAUGGAAAAAAGUUUAUCACAAUAUGUAGUUGGACAAAAAGAUGCAGUAAAGGCAGUAGCAAAUGCUAUACGUCUUAGCAGGUCUGGUCUUUCCAAUCCUAAUCAACCAAUUGCUAGCUUUUUAUUUUGUGGUCCUAGUGGAACUGGAAAAACAUUGUUGACUAAACAAUUAGCAGAGUUUCUUUUUGAUGAUAAAAAUGCUAUGAUAAGAAUAGACAUGACAGAAUAUACUGAAAAACAUUCCGUUUCCCGUCUAAUUGGCGCGCCUCCUGGAUAUGUAGGUUAUGAUCAAGGUGGACAAUUAACUGAACAACUUAAAAGACGUCCGUUUUCUGUAAUAUUAUUUGAUGAGAUAGAAAAAGCCGCACAGGAAGUUUUGACUGUUUUACUUCAGGUUCUUGAUGACGGUCGUUUGACAUCUGGACAAAGUCAAACAAUAGAUGCUAAAAAUGCGGUAAUUAUUAUGACAAGCAAUUUGGGUGCUGAAUAUCUUACAAAUACUGUUGCUACACCAGACGGGAAGACUGAUGAAAUUACAAAAGCUAUGGUUAUGGAUAGUAUUCGUAAAUUUUUCAAACCUGAAUUUUUAGGACGCACUACAGUAGUAAUGUUUAACCGUCUAACAAAGAAAAACAUGCGCGAAAUUGUUAUUAAACAAAUUGAAGAAAUACAAAAAAGACUUGAAGAUAACAAUAGAAAAAUCAAAAUCGAAGUCGAUGAUGCUGCAAUCGCUUAUCUUAGCGAAGCUGGUUAUUCUCCUGCUUAUGGUGCAAGACCUUUAAAAAGAAUUAUUCAGAAUGAGAUUUUAAACAAACUUUCAAUUUUCAUGUUACGUGGACAAAUUAGAGAUAAUGAAACUGUUAAUAUUUGUUUUCACGAAAAAAAAAUAUAUAUUCAACCCAAUCAUGAAUCAACUUCUGAUAUGGGUGGUGAUGAAAGCAUGGACGAUGACUCAAUGUGUGAAGACAUUGAUGCUGAUGAGAUUUAUUAAUUUUAAUUUAUACUUUAAUUCAUAAAAUAAAUUUAUUUUAUUAAUACUUAAGACGACCCAUAAUUUUUAUCGUAAACCUUUUGAUCAUAAAAAAU